UCUGGGCAGUCCAGCUGGCUUCACAGUGAGAUGAAACUUGGCACAUCUUAAGUUUGCAGCAUUUUUUUUUCAACACGUGGCAAGCAGGAGGGAUUGUCCCACUUCGACAAAACCCCAAAUAAUCGUCCCUGGUCGUAUCACUGCAGGUCAAGACAACUACAGACACCUCCCCUAGCAAACGCAAUUUACAAACGACAGCCCCCCGAAACUAGCAGGAAACUGUACGCACGAGUCUGCACGUAGCAUUCAGGCACAGACGUUUUAGAAAUCCAACCCUAAGCCACCAGAUGACCAACAGCGUACCGAAACAUCACGAAUAGGAGGAACCAGCGGCAUCUACACACCGUUAACUUCAUCACCCAGUCCGUUUGUAAGGAAACUUCAGAGGACUCAACGGCCGCGGACGCAUUUCUGCUGUUGCUACGGGAUGCUCUGGACGAGGAUGGAGCUACCAUGUUGGUGUUUAUUGCUGCUGAGCUGCCUGCAGUCACUCUCCGCCCACAAUGACUUCUUCACCUCCAUAGGCCAGAUGACAGAUCUUUUAUACACGGAAAAAGACCUUGUCACAUCUCUGAAGGACUACAUCAGAGCAGAGGAGAACAAACUAGAGCAGGUCAAACGGUGGGCUGAUAAGUUAGAUUCCUUGACAGCCACAGCCACACAGGACCCUGAAGGUUUCUUGGGCCACCCUGUAAAUGCCUUCAAACUGAUGAAAAGGCUGAACACAGAAUGGGGGGACCUGGAGAGUCUUGUACUUAGAGACACCACUGAUGGAUUUAUUUCCAACCUGACCAUCCAAAGACAGUACUUUCCCACAGAGGAGGACCAAACCGGGGCUGCUAAAGCUCUUCUCCGGUUACAGGACACAUAUAGACUGGAUGCCAACACCAUCUCCACAGGAGACCUACCUGGAGUGAUACACAAAAGCCGUAUGACAGUGGAGGACUGUUAUGAGUUGGGGAAAAUUGCCUACUCUGAGGUUGAUUACUACCACACAGAGCUGUGGAUGGCCCAGGCCCUCAGACAGCUUGAUGAGGGAGAGGAGUCUACGUUGGAUAAAGUCACCGUGCUGGAUUACCUUAGUUAUUCUGUCUACCAGCAGGGAGAGAUAGAGCAUGCACUAGAGUACACCAAGAGGCUGCUUGAACUGGACCCAGAGCACCAGCGUGCCAAGGGCAACCUGAAAUACUUUGAGUUCCAGCUGGAGAAGCAGAAAAAGGCAGCAGUGGAAGAAAGUCAAAAGCAGAAGGAGCAAGGAACAAAAGAAACUGCUACAAAGGAGAAGAAGCAGAAAUCCAAAAAGACCUUGUCUUUGAUCCCAGAGAGAAAGAAGUAUGAGAUGCUUUGUCGGGGGGAAGGUAUCAGGAUGACACCCCGCAGAGAGAGCCGUCUGUUUUGUCGUUACUAUGACAACAAUCGCAACCCCCAAUAUGUCCUGGCACCUGUCAAACAGCAAGAUGAGUGGGACCGUCCUUACAUCGUUCGCUACCUUGACAUCGUCUCAGAUGCAGAAAUUGAGAAAAUCAAGCAGCUGGCAAAACCGCGACUACGCAGGGCAACCAUCUCCAACCCCAUCACUGGAGUGCUGGAGACAGCUUCUUACAGGAUCAGCAAAAGGCGAGCCACGGUGCAUGACCCCCAAACUGGGAAACUUACCACAGCCCAGUACAGAGUCUCCAAGAGUGCUUGGCUAACUGGCUAUGAUAAUCCAUUAAUUGACAAGAUCAACCAGAGAAUUGAGGAUCUCACAGGGCUGGAAAUUGACACUGCAGAAGAGUUGCAGGUUGCAAAUUAUGGUGUUGGAGGACAAUAUGAACCUCACUUUGACUUUGGAAGGAAAGAUGAGCCAGAUGCCUUUAAAGAACUGGGCACGGGGAAUCGUGUUGCAACUUGGCUCUUUUAUAUGAGUGAUGUAGCUGCUGGAGGAGCCACGGUGUUUCCUGAUGUAGGUGCAGCAGUUUGGCCUAAAAAGGGUACUGCUGUUUUCUGGUACAAUCUUUUUGCCAGUGGGGAGGGAGACUACAGCACCAGACAUGCAGCUUGUCCUGUGUUGGUAGGCAAUAAAUGGGUAUCAAACAAGUGGAUCCAUGAACGAGGCCAGGAAUGGCGGCGACCAUGUGGCCUGAGUGAAACAGAAUGACAAGAAUGGCCAUCGCCUCAUUAAGUCCCUUCCCAUCUCUACUUUUUUUUUUUUUAACCACCGAGGACCAAAGAACAAUGCUGCAGAUUGCAGAUGAUAUAUGGAGUCCCAAAAGGUUAAGCCCUCCCGGCAAACACCUCAUAUUUUCCCCCCGUCUUUUAGUCUCUUAGUGCAGAGAUUGUUUUGGUUUAUGUCGAGCCCAUGAUCUGUACCAGCAUCACUGUGACAGAUAGCAUGUUCUUAAGGUUAUUAGAUGGUUUUGAGAAAUGCUAGAGCAUUGUUCUUUGCACUCUGAAUAAACUAAAGCUCUGUGGUGAGGUCAUCUUUCAGGAGUGACUGCAGGGACUAGCUUUCGUCCCCUCUGUUUGAACCUUAAAGGGAAAGUUCCUGUUUUAAGAGGCCAGCCCUCAUUCCAUUCAUGCCAUUGCCAGAGCACGUGGACCUUGACGUUGGUGAGAAAAUGAAAGAAUCCUCUAAAACAUUUUAAGUAAUGAAAUUGUUAUACCUUCAAAUUAGUUUUAUAAAGCACCACAGAAGGUAUCUCAAGCAGACCCAGACUACAUUUGCCAUCUUUUUUUUAACUAAAAUGUUGAUGGACUUUGUCUAAUAUAUGACUUUACAAAGAAACGUCUUGGUUUACAAGCUCAUGGCAGCAAUCUCUUGUUUCCAACAGCUCAGAAAAAAGUGAAAAAGUGGCAGGUGUGAAUGGACUUACUAGAUAUAAAGAAUAAAAGGUCACACCUCCCCAAAAAAUGGAUGAUCUGGUCACUUUGUUAUUGGAAGACAGAAACACUUCACAUACUGUAUCUUAUGGGGAAAAUGGGUAUUGAGUUGAGUUGUUUGCCAAGUCUAUGCAAUACUUUAUCACAUAUCACAUUUCUUGUUUGUUUGCUACACUUUUUUUUCCAUCACUCAAUUCAAUGUUUACACUAUAGCAUAUUCAAACUGUUGUGCUUAAACCAAGAUAACUGGCAUUUACAUAAGCCCUGAAUGAUGCAUACAAAUUAAGUGUUUGAUAAAAUAAAGUUGGUGUUUGUUUAUCCUGAUUGUCCAAGUGGGAAAGAAAAUAAAGGGACACCAGCUGCCAUUCAUUGAACCCGAA
Messenger RNA from Melanotaenia boesemani (Boeseman's rainbowfish), 3242 nucleotides. It is a transcript of the gene p4ha1b, whose product is annotated as prolyl 4-hydroxylase, alpha polypeptide I b. Gene Ontology annotation, biological process: peptidyl-proline hydroxylation to 4-hydroxy-L-proline. Gene Ontology annotation, molecular function: protein binding; L-ascorbic acid binding; iron ion binding. Lineage: Eukaryota; Metazoa; Chordata; Actinopteri; Atheriniformes; Melanotaeniidae. The coding region runs from base 428 to 2140 and encodes 570 amino acids. The record is from RefSeq and is a predicted model, not a curated record. The transcript is spliced from 16 exons. Gene Ontology annotation, cellular component: endoplasmic reticulum.